GAUGCACUGGCUGCUGCCUCUGUCCUGCAGCGUCUCUGUGGCCGCUGUGCACUGCAGGCGCGGCCUCUGCGGGCUCGGGAUGUUCUAUGCGGUGAGGAGGUGCCGCAGGACCGGCGUCUUCCUCACCUGGAAUGAGUGUAAAGCCCAGGUAGACAGGUUUCCUGCUGCCAGGUUUAAGAAGUUUGCCACCGAAGAUGAGGCCUGGGCCUUUGUGAGGAACUCUGCCAGCCCUGAUGGUGCAGAAAGCCAGGAAAACUCCGGUAUGCUUGAGAAGAUCAGCAAGAGACCCCGGGAGCCUCUGGAUGAAGGUGAAGAAAGUGUGGAGCCCUGGGCAAAGCACAUGAGACAGACCACAGAGGCAGCUCCUGUAGUGAGCAAGGACACAUUUUCUUAUAUGGGUGAAUUGGUGGUUGUCUACACGGAUGGCUGCUGUUCCAGUAAUGGGCGAAUGCAAGCUCGAGCUGGAAUUGGUGUUUACUGGGGGCCAGGCCACCCUUUAAACCUAGGCAUUAGACUUCCUGGAUGACAGACAAACCAGAGAGCAGAGAUCCAUGCAGCCUGCAAAGCCACUGAACAAGCAAAGGCUCAGAACAUCAGCAAGCUGGUGCUAUACACAGACAGCAUGUUCACCAUCAAUGGGAUAACUAACUGGGUUCAAGGCUGGAAGAAGAAUGGGUGGAGAACAAGUACUGGGAAAGAUGUGAUCAACAAGGAGGACUUCAUGGAGCUGGAUGAGCUCACCCAGGGCAGGGACAUUCAGUGGAUGCACAUUCCUGGUCACUCAGGAUUUGUGGGCAGUGAAGAAGCUGACAGAUUGGCUAGUGAAGGAGCGAAGCGGUCUGAAGAUUGAAUGACAUCACUGAAGCCUGAACCAGCGGUUAUUCUUCUGCCCCUUGUGUGCAUUGAGACCACAGCUCAGGCAAAUGCAGUAGACAGGGAGGGGCAGUUUUCCAGCUGAGCCAGGAGGACCCCAUGGUUUCCUUUGAUGUCUCUUGAUAAAAAGUACUUAAAUAUAUCAGAAUGAGAACAUUGA
Molecule: messenger RNA, 1033 nt
Organism: Jaculus jaculus (lesser Egyptian jerboa)
Lineage: Eukaryota; Metazoa; Chordata; Mammalia; Rodentia; Dipodidae
Product: ribonuclease H1-like
Exons: 1
Biological process (GO): DNA replication, removal of RNA primer
Molecular function (GO): RNA-DNA hybrid ribonuclease activity; nucleic acid binding; magnesium ion binding
Source: RefSeq, a predicted model, not a curated record